Messenger RNA from Amphibalanus amphitrite, 2987 nucleotides. RefSeq names its product TGF-beta-activated kinase 1 and MAP3K7-binding protein 3-like. The transcript has 7 exons. NCBI's taxonomy places the organism in Eukaryota, Metazoa, Arthropoda, Thecostraca, Balanomorpha, Balanidae. Bases 262 to 1617 code for a protein of 451 amino acids. The record is from RefSeq and is a predicted model, not a curated record.
GUGUUGGUAACUGGUGUUAUUAUUUUCGUUUUCCCACUUGUUUCAGUUUGUAUCUGCUCACCCAGUGAGAGAAGAAAGAAGAUGGACGCUUGAUCCCUGACUGCUACGCGCCCUUAUCCAACAAGAACAAGAACAAGAAUUUGUAAUUUGACUUCAAGAGUUACACAACUGGCUACUCACUUUGGUACACAUUAUAAUAUGGCAGUGUAAGAGCAGAGGAAUUGUGUCAUCUGGAAAUCCUGGACUACUGCUUGAAAUUGAAUGGAGAUCAUGCAUGAGUUGCAGCCAGAGCGUCCCUCGGGCGCCGACGAGCCCGACCUGCUGGAGCUGACCGCGCAGAUGGGCGAUGUCCGGAUCGGCGGCCGGCCCGUGUCGGCGCUGUUGGCCCACCAGGCGGCCCCGCCGCGGCCCGUCCCGCUCCUCUCCCAGAGCCAGUACCGGCCACCGGAGCCUGCUGUCGUGUACUCGGUGUCUGUCAGUCCGCCGCAGCCGCCGGCCGGCCUCGGGCAGCGGCCCGGCCCGCAGCUGUCCCCGAGCCACUACCAGCCCGGCUCCGGCCUGACCGCCGAGUACCUGCCGUCUUCCAGUCCGUACCAGCCAUCUGUCGGUCAAUAUAUCCCAUCUACCAGUCACUACCAGCCAUCUACCAGUCAGUACCAAUCUUCUACUGGCCAAUACCAGCUCUCUACCAGUCCAUACCAGCCCUCUACCAGUCCGUACCAGCCAUCUACCAGUCAGUAUCAGCCGCCUGGAGGCCAGUCUUUUCCAUCCACAGGCUGGCCGGCUGCCCCUGCCGUGCCGUACCAGCCGUCUGCUGCCCUGUAUGAGCCGCCACAUGGACCGUACCGGUCCCCAGCCAGCCAGCGGCAGCAGCCGGUAGGGGUCCGACCCGGCGUGUCGGUCCCUCGGCCGCCGUCCCCGGUCAGAGUGGUCGCCCCAGCGGCACCGGCGGCGACCUCUGUACAGGAGCCACAGAGCAGUGCAGAGCGACUGCGGCUGCAGCACGAGGCGUGCGGUCGCCUGCGGCUGGAGCUGGAUCGCACCCGGCGCCUCUGGGACCGUCUGAAUGCGGAGACGGCCGACCUGACCCGGCGGCUGGAGAGUGUGCCAGCAGCACCCCUGGUGGAUAACCGUCUCCGGUGGGCAGAGUCGAACCACCGCCUGCGCCGGGAGUGUGAUCGCAUGGUGACCGAGAUACAGGAGCUGCGGACAGCACAGCAAGUCCGUCGGAGCUCUGCCAGUUCCAGCAGCGGGGUGUCGACACUGCGACAUACUCAGUCAGGUGCCGACCCGGAGGAUGUGGGCGAGGGCCCGCCGUGGGAGUGCAGCGCGUGCACGUUCCACAACCACCCGGCCAUGUCCGCCUGCGAGCAGUGCGAGAUGCCGCGGCCGCUGACAGGUACGCCGGCGGCCGCCGCGCCCGUGCCGGCCGCCGCGCCGGGCGGCUCGGCGCCGGCCGCCCUCCAUUCGGCCUGCUAUUGCCACCCGGCGGGCGGUGCGCCGCGCGCUGCCGCUCGCAGCACCUACUGCAGCUGGCCGGAGUCAGACGGCUCGGCCGGCAGCGGCGGGGGCGGGGGCGGCCGGGCGAGCCUCCAGUACCGGCUGGGGACCCUCUGAGGCGGCCCGCCCUGCCCGUGAACAGGCUGUGAGGGAGGGACGGACUGACAGGGGCGCCGUCUGGUUCGUUUCACGCUACCCGAGUCCCCGCAGGCUUCAGUUCUAGUCGCUGCUUUGAGACGGGACUCCGGACGUUAGGUCGCUCCACAGAGCCCGAUCAUGUAACCGGUUUAUCCAGAGCAGCAACCUGUGUGACCGACGACACGGCGCUUCUGAAGCCUGCAGGUUCAGACUCGUGGCCGCUCUCCCCCUCCGUUCAGUGUUGCGCCCUUCCAGUCAGCGAGGCGGUCAGAUCUCUCAGGGUUGACAGUGUUCGGUGACGUGACUCGACAGCCGGGCGCCUCUGAGUUUGUGUGUGCGUGUCUGUGAGUGUGCAUGCCUGUUGUCUGUCCCCCAGAAAUAGCUGACGUUUAGGAGUGCAAACGGCACGAGAGAGGGCGGCACUGUAGUGGUACACGACCGCGUUUGUUUUGUCCCUCAGCUGAAACUAUUAUCGUCUCGCUAAGAUAGCCGAUUACUGGGCUGAUGGGGCUACAAUUGUGAUAAUCUGAUCCUGGAACGUGGUCGGACGGACGGCGGGAGGCUGGCGGUUUUUUGUUUGCCACUUCAGAGCAAUACUCCGAUAUAUGUGGACGAUCAUCUCGGCGUGGCUGCCCGAGGUAUGCGGUCCGGGCCGGCGCCGACGGCCGCCGUGAUUGGCUCCCGGCGCCGGCUGUUGUCGUAGGAUGUCGCUCCGAGUCAGCCGAGCUGCCCGAGGUGCUGGCAGCCGGCGAAUCGGGCCGCACGCCGCCAGAACUGUCAUACGUGACGGGCAGCCAGUCCAGCUCCAAUCGGCUAAUUCAGAAUACUAACGUACAUACCGCGUACACUACUCAUCUGGUGCUUCCUCAGUGAUACGUUCAGUGUGUCGCAGUAACAGCCUGUCCUACCCUCGGUAUAGCGUUCAGUCUAGGCUCAGGCGCAUCCUACCUGCCGCAGGGUAACUAUCCAUAUCACAGUUGCCGCAUCAUGUGCCCCUCCAUUCUCAGUCAAACUCCGGAGGACUCAACUAACUCCGAUUCUAUCUUCCCUUCGUACCGCCGUUCAUGUUAUAUCUAUCUGCUAACAAAUAUAGUCAUGCUGCAGGUGCUGAUGUAUGGUAUUUGUGUGUUAUACGUUAAUCAAAAUAGUGUCACAAGAAGGAAGUCACUUCUUGAGCGGUAGUUUGUGCGUAUGUCGCAUCUGUGUUGUUUCCCUGUAACCUUGACGGCAAUGUUGGUUGGUCGGUACCUGUCGGACCAUUGGUCCCGUGUAGUCCCGAGACCAGCGGACCGCGCGAUGUCCUCGCCGCCCGCCAGGACCGUGCUGCCAAUACAUACCUCUCCUUGUGA